Molecule: messenger RNA, 729 nt
Organism: Drepanopeziza brunnea f. sp. 'multigermtubi' MB_m1
Lineage: Eukaryota; Fungi; Ascomycota; Leotiomycetes; Helotiales; Drepanopezizaceae
Biological process (GO): sterol metabolic process
Cellular component (GO): endoplasmic reticulum; membrane
Molecular function (GO): cholestenol delta-isomerase activity
Source: RefSeq, a predicted model, not a curated record
AUGGAUGAAAUAAUCGAGCAACUCGAUACGACGACUAUAGUCUCCCUCGGCGCCGUGGUCGUAAUCCUUACCACGUCCUACCUCCUCUCGCACGCCCUUCUUUCCCCCAACACGCCGUCCCGCCUACGCAUCCUCUUCAUCUGGCACUUCUUCGACUUCCUGAUCCACUCCAUCUUUGAAGGCUCCUUUCUCUACAACUGCUUCUUCGCGUCCGCGCCCUUUGAUCCCGCGGUGAACCACCCCGCGCUCGUAACGAACUUCCUGGGCCAGCCGGACAGGGUCUUCGGGAGCCGGUAUGCGGACAACUGGGCGAGCGGGCUGUGGAUGGUGUAUGCGAAGGCGGACAAGCGCUGGGCAGAGGCGGACCUGACGGUUAUCAGUUUGGAGCUGUUGACGGUGCUGGGGGCAGGGCCGUUGGCCUUGUAUAUCUGCUACGCGAUUUACAAGAAGGAUGCGAUGAGCGCGUUUUGGAUGGUGGUGUUGGCUACCGGGGAGCUGUAUGGAGGCUUCAUGACCUUCUGCCCCGAGUGGUUGACGGGCAACCAGAACCUCGACGCGAGCAACUUCAUGUUCAAAUGGGUGUACCUGGUCUUUUUCAAUAUGCUGUGGGUCUUCCUGCCUCUCUAUGCGAUGUACCAUGCGUAUGUGGAUAUGAGGAAUGCGUUCCUGGUUCGGCACGGGGUGGUAUCGGCGAGUCUGAAGGCCAGCGAGGGUGCGAAAAGAAAGUGA